UUGCGUUGGUGGUUUGGAGACUUUUCUGCUUACUUCUCCACUUGUAUAAUCUGACUUUUUUACAUCCUGUUAUUGUUUUUUUUAUUGAACUCUGGGGUCCAUCAGGGCACAGCUGGAGUGUGGAAUGGCUGAACUGGUGCGAAUCCGUAAGAAACGGCUGCAGAUCCCCAUCUCUAGGCUGAGGAGCAUGCUGAAGCUGCUGGAGGAGAGAGAUGUCGAUUUUGAAGAGAUUAAGAAGAAUCUGGAUUUCACAGCGUCAUUACUGGAGGCAAUUUACCUUGAUGGCACAAGGCAGUGUUUGGAGACAGAGGACGACCUUCAGCAGCUGCAGUCAGACGGGGUGCCUUCAGAGGUCACCGAUUGGCUGGCAUCCACCUUCACACAGAGAGUCAGACGACCUGUGAGGCGUUCAGAUGAGAAGCCAAAGUUUCGCAGCAUUGUGCACGCCGUGCAAGCUGGGAUAUUUGUGGAAAGGAUGUUCAAGAGGGCGUACACGGCCGCCAUGCCAGACCAACCUGCGCUGGUCGUAAACUGCCUCAGGGAUGUUGAUCGUUGGAGUUUUGACGUCUUUGCUCUGAACGCUGCCAGCUCAGAUCAUGCACUACGAACUCUGUUCUUUGAGCUGAUCACCAGAUACGGGCUCAACAGCCGGUUUAAGAUCCCCAUCUCAUGCCUGACCGAGUUCCUGUGUGCUCUAGAGAGAGGAUACUGCAAACACAACAACCCAUACCACAGCCACGUUCAUGCCGCUGAUGUGACUCAGACGCUGCACUGCCUGCUGCUGCGCUCAGGACUCGUGCACUGGCUGACUGAGCUGGAGGUGAUGGCGUCGUUAUUCGCUGCAGCCAUCCAUGACUACGAGCACACAGGAACCACAAACAACUUCCACAUCCACACAAAGUCAGAGUUCGCUCUGAUCUACAACGAUCGCGCGGUGCAGGAGAGUCAUCACCUGAGUGCAGCGUUUCGCCUUCUGCAGGACGACCAGAUGAACAUCUUCAUCAAUCUGACAAGAGAGGAGUGGAUGGAGCUGAGAUCGCUCGUCAUAGAUAUGGUGUUGUCCACGGACAUGUCCUCCCACCUCCUCCAAGUCAAAGCCAUGAAAUCUUGUCUGCAGCAACAAGAACGGAUUGACAAGCCCAAAGCUCUGUCCCUACUGCUCCACACAGCUGACAUCAGUCACCCAUCUAAACCCUGGGCUCUGCACUCUCGAUGGACCAAAGCAUUGAUGGAGGAGUUCUUCAGGCAGGGUGAUAGAGAGGCGGAGCUCGGCCUUCCCUUCUCUCCUCUGUGUGAUCGAAACAGCACUCUGAUAGCAGAGUCCCAAAUAGGUUUCAUAGAUUUUAUUGUGUAUCCCACGUUCUCUCUGCUGACCGACAUGGCUGAAAAGAUUGUGAUUCCUCUGGUGGAGGAGAACCCAGGCCCACCUGAUCCCUGCAACAGACACAGUAAUGUGUGGAAGGAGAGCUCCAGAGGGCUGCAGUGGAGUCUCGCUCAUCUCACAGCUGAGCUGGUGAGUUUCCGCUCCACCUGGACGAGACACACCGAGGACAACAAGCUCAAAUGGAAGGAGAGUGGCUCCAAUGGAUUUUCAGACCAAAGCGUGACGAAAGAGCCGAGAUCGAGACAAGAGGAGCCAUCGGAAAAAACACCACAGAACUCCAACACAGAUACACAACAGUAAACAGGACUUUAUGUAUAAAAAAGGGCUUUUUCAUAGAAUAGCUACAGAGAUUGACAUUGAUUCACUGUUUGAAAAAAAACCACGUUGCCUUCAUGUAAACCCUGAAUGAUGGAGUCAGAGGAGGGAGAGUGGUUUAUGGUAAACAUCUUCCCAUGGUAAGAUGCAGAAUAUGCACAGAAAUGUCCUCAUGUCUUAUUUUGAUGUAGUAUACAAUGAUUAUUUAAAUGCAAAGUGUACAUGCUGGCCAUGUUAUACAGUAUAGUGCAUGUUAUUAAUUUAAUUUGUCACUAAAAACACUUUGUAGGGAAUAUUUUACCUUCAUAGUUUGAACUGUACACACAUUUAACCUUGAAAUAAAAAAGGAAAUCUGUCAAUGUUAUUAUAAUGGGUACUGCCUUUUUAUUUAAAUUUAGAAUUGAUAUAAUUUUUGAUCAGAUCCUUGUCUGACAUGAUCAAAAUCAUCAUUUCAAAAAUUUCUGUAUCAUUGUCUGAACUAUAUACAAUGCAUUCAGAAAGUGAGAGAUUGCUGCAUGGCACAAACUGAGCAAUCAGAGGAGGUGGGUCUUAAUAAGAAAAGAGACCAAGAACCUGUUGGUCACUCUGACUGAGCUCCAGUGAGCCUGGGUGGAAAUGGAAGAAAGUUCAAUAAAGACAACCAUCACUGCAGCCUCUACUAAUCUGGAGAAAGUCUCUCCUCAGUGCAAAAAAGAAAAAAAAACAAAAAAAAAACAUGAAAUCCUGCUUGGAGUUUGCAAAACAACCCCUGCAGGACAAGAUUCUCUGGGCUGAUGAAACCAGGAUUGAACUGUUUGGUCUCAGUUCUAAACAUUAUAUCUGGACUAAACCAGGCAUCACUCAUCACCUGCCCAGCAUCAUCCAAGCAGUAAAGCAGCAUCAUGCUGUGGGGGGUGUUUUCAGCAGCAGGGACCAGGAGACUGGUCAGGGUUGAGGGAAAGCUGAAUGGAAACCUGUUCUGCAGCGCUCAGGUUCUCAGAUUGGACUGAAGGUUCACCUUCACAGGAGUGGCCUAGGGACAACACUGAGAAUGUCCGAGAGUGGCAAAGCCAGAGACCUGACUUGAACCAACAUCUCUGGAUAGACUUGAAAAUGACUGUCCCCUAAUGGACCCCAUCCAUCCUGCAUGAGCUUGAGAAGAUUUGAGAAGAAGAAUGGCUGAAAAUCCCCCAAUCCAGGAGUGCAAAGCUUGUUGCAUCAUAUUCAAAAUGCUACCAAAGAUGCCUUAACUAAGUACUGAAUGCAUAUAAGUGAUAUUUCAGUUUUUAUUCUUAAUACAUUUUAAAAAUUUCGAAACAUUCUGUUUUCACUUUGUCCUGAAAAGGAUUUCAAAUGACUGUAGAUUCAGGCUAAGACAUACAAAUUAAAUCUACACUUUCUGAAUGCGCUGUAUUGCACUAUGAAUUAAUGUAGACAUUUAAAUGCAAAAAUCUAACAUAUUGUACUUUCAAGUGACCUGUUUUUUGAUAUCAAAUGAACUCUGAAAAGUCUUUGCAGUUUAUAUUGGA
Molecule: messenger RNA, 3207 nt
Organism: Cheilinus undulatus (humphead wrasse)
Lineage: Eukaryota; Metazoa; Chordata; Actinopteri; Labriformes; Labridae
Product: calcium/calmodulin-dependent 3',5'-cyclic nucleotide phosphodiesterase 1B-like
Exons: 14
Coding region: 125-1684 (519 amino acids)
Biological process (GO): signal transduction
Molecular function (GO): 3',5'-cyclic-nucleotide phosphodiesterase activity
Source: RefSeq, a predicted model, not a curated record